This is a messenger RNA of Durusdinium trenchii, 198 nucleotides long. The record is from the annotation of a GenBank genome assembly. NCBI's taxonomy places the organism in Eukaryota, Dinophyceae, Suessiales, Symbiodiniaceae.
AUGGUCACGACAAAGAAGGCGAAGGCACAAGGCUUGCGUUACCUUGCUGAAGAUCUUUGCGGCGUCGGGCUACAAGCUUCGCUGGCAUCCCUGGAUGCCGCUGUGGCAGCGGGAAGUGUUCCCAGCAAGCUGCUGGUUGAGCUGGAAUCCAAGCUCUCAACAUGUAUUAGUAUGAUCGAAAUGCAGCAGAAGACCUAG